GCAAUUGAGCUUCAUACUGUGUGCAGUUUGUGGAAGAAUCUCCCAAGUUUCAGAGUAAAGUUCUGAUUUUCUUCUGAAAAUACUCUCCAGUAGAGGGCAACGAAUUCGGGCGUUUUGAUACUAUCAAGUAUUCAUUCGACCAUGGAGGGAUACAAUUGGAGUUGCAAAACAUUCUUAUUGGCUUUACUGCUGAUUAUUCCUGUGAUCAUUCAGAUCUCAGAAGGUAGAGACCCAGGAGGAAAUGGACGACCUGGUAGACGAUGCACCUGUAGAUUUUGUACGAAUCUAAGACAAAUAAACGAGGAUACACAAAGAAAAACUGAUGCUAAGUUUGACUUCGACGUUUAUAACUUCAAUAAUAAGAGCCAAAAUAAUGAUCGUGAUUCCUUUGAUGGAGGUGACCUCGAAACAAUCCGUAAUUGCCCUGAGUUCAUAAAUCUGUGGGGAAGCCAGGAACUUGCAAAUCAAGUAUUGAAUGCCCUGAAAGGGGAAGUUGACAACACGAAUGGCAGGGUGACUAGAGAAAAUUUCAACACAGUGAUGGAAAAAUUCAAGAAGUCUGAAUCCAAAAACGCAAAUGGUGCAGAGCCUGACAAGGAUCCGGAUUCAAAAGAUAAAAAACGAAAACCGAAGGGACCAAAAAAGUAGGGGCUUCCGGGAAUGGAAUCAGAUGUCACCAACUAUGACAAUGCGUUUUGAUACUAGGCUAUCAAGUAUUCAUUCGACCAUGGAGGGAUACAAUUGGAAUUACAAAACAUUCUUAUUGGCUUUGCUGAUUAUUCCUGUAAUCAUUCAGAUCUCAGAAGGUAAAGAGCCGGGAAAAAAUGGACCAACUGGUAGACGAUGCAACUGUAGAUUUUGUACGAAUCUAAGACGAAAAAACGAUGAGGCUACACAGAGAAAAACUGAUGCUAAGUUUGACUUCGACGUUUAUAACUUCAAUAAUAAGAGCCAAAAUUAUGAUCAUGAUUCCUUCGAUGGAGAUGACCUCGAAACAAUCCGUAUUUGCCCUGAGUUCAGAGAUCUGUGGGGAAGCCAGGAACUUGCAAAUCAAGUAGUGGAUGCCCUGAAAGAGAAACUUGACCCAGUAGAAGGCAGGAUGACUAGAGCUAAUUUCAACAGAGUGAUGAAAAAAUUCACUGAUUGUCAAUCAAACAAUGCAAAGGGAUCAGAGCCUGACAAGGAUACGGAAUCAAAGGAUAAAAAACAAAACCCGAAGGGACCAAAAAAGUAAAAAAGUAAGGGCUUCCGAGAAAUGGAAUCAGAUGUCACCAAAUGAUGACAAUGAUCACCAAACAUACAAUCAUCCAAAAUGAAUCAUUGAGAAAAAAUAUUAGAAGUAGAUAGUACGGUAGUUGAAUUAGAUAAAGUUUUUCGCUUCAAACAUUUAUGUAGCUUACAUAAGUAGAAUUUUAAAUAAAAAGUAGCCUCCUAGUGAUUUUGUUAGAUUAAUAUUAUUGCAUGAAUUGAUUGA
Messenger RNA from Nilaparvata lugens (brown planthopper), 1474 nucleotides. RefSeq lists its product as uncharacterized. The coding region runs from base 578 to 1234 and encodes 218 amino acids. NCBI's taxonomy places the organism in Eukaryota, Metazoa, Arthropoda, Insecta, Hemiptera, Delphacidae. The record is from RefSeq and is a predicted model, not a curated record. The transcript has 11 exons.